Lucilia sericata (common green bottle fly) is the source of this 768-nucleotide messenger RNA. RefSeq names its product protein Wnt-10b (gene Wnt10). Gene Ontology annotation, biological process: multicellular organism development; neuron differentiation; canonical Wnt signaling pathway. The record is from RefSeq and is a predicted model, not a curated record. The annotation marks the transcript as partial. The transcript has 2 exons. NCBI's taxonomy places the organism in Eukaryota, Metazoa, Arthropoda, Insecta, Diptera, Calliphoridae. Gene Ontology annotation, cellular component: extracellular region. Gene Ontology annotation, molecular function: frizzled binding; cytokine activity.
GCUAUAGAGAAAGUGCUUUUGCCUUCGCCAUCUCCGCUGCUGGCGUAGCUCAUAGUGUGGCUCGUGCCUGCAGUCAGGGACGUUUAAUGUCAUGCGGUUGUGAUCCUUCGGUGAAUCGCAAAACUCUUAAUAAAAAUCUCAGACAAAGUCUAGACAAGGAAAAGAAACAAUUUCUACAAUAUCUGGAAACGAAUCAAAUCUUAACGGCUGAAGAUGAAAAGAAAUAUGAACGUUCGAAAAUUGCCAGCCGAUGGAAAUGGGGUGGUUGUUCACACAAUAUGGAUUUUGGUGUGGAAUUCUCAAAGCUAUUUCUGGAUUGUCGAGAAAAAGCUGGCGAUAUACAAUCAAAAAUAAAUCUACACAAUAAUCAUGCUGGGAGAAUAGCCGUUUCCAAUAAUAUGGAAUUUCGCUGUAAAUGUCACGGCAUGUCUGGAAGUUGCCAAUUGAAAACAUGCUGGAAAUCUGCUCCUGACUUUCAUGUUGUUGGCAAAGUAUUAAAACAUCAAUUUCGAAGAGCUCUUCUCGUUGAUCAAUCGAACCUGGGCAAUGGAGAACCCAUAGUGGUGCUAAAAAGAUCACGUAAUAAAAAAUCCAAUAAUGGUUUAACCAAUACCGAACGAACCAAUGAGCGACACGAAAGACCCUCGAAUACAAAAGUGAAUACGGAAAAGAAUGCUCAAAGAUCUGCCCGCAAAUUAGAAACUUCACUAUUCUACUAUCAAAGAUCACCCAAUUUCUGUGAAAAAGAUCCUACAGCGGAUAUUUUGG